UUAGCCCACAUCGAUUUGUGUGGUACGUUUCACGCAGGAGGACAGGCUAGUCCAAAACCUCACGAAAGAAAACGCAGCCUUGGACUAAAGCGAGAGGCUUUUUUAAAAAAAUGCAUCCACUUUAAACCAAAACCACCGAAUCAGUGCGGCUCUUUUUCCUUUUCCUUUUUUUUUGGCUCCGUUGAAAACAAAGCGAGAGUUACCCGAGAGCAAACCCAGAUGCCGAUUUCACUUUACGGGUUUCAGCUGUGUAGGAGGCGAGAGCGUCGGCGAAUGUCGCACUGCUGCUGAAACCCAUACAUAUUUCAUUGUAUUUAUUCAUUUUAAAUCAAGCAGCCUGUUUUAUUUUUUAUUUUUUUUAUUUUUUGGCCGGGAUAACGACUGAUGUCUUGACUACAAAGAGGAGAAAAGCUUCAUUUGGGCGGGGAGAUGCACCAUUUGGAGGACUGAGCUUCACUUCAGCCGACAUGGGAGAAUGAAGCAGGGUUUCGAAGCCACGAAGAUGCUGGCGUGUUUGGUUGAGCAGGGAUUUUCUGCACCCACGGCAUCAUGUUCAGUGUGAUACCACCAGCGAUGAUGCCUCUUCACCCUGGGGAAGAAUGGUUCGCCUUACUGUUGUUCCCCUUCCAGAGGCAGGGGACAUUAACGGCAGUCACUGCUGCCUCGUUACGGGGCUGCUGAACCUUUCCAAGAGGCCGGCGAUGGAGAACAUCUCCAUGGCAAACGCCUCCCACGGCUCCCGGGUGCCUCCAGAGCCGGUCACGCCCACAGCGGAGGCCCAGGAGAGUCUGCAGGGCGUCGGCCUGCCUCUUCAGGUCUUCUUCUGCAUCCUCAUGAUUGCCAUCCUGCUGUUGGCCCUCCUGGGAAACGUGGUGGUGUGCCUGAUGGUCUACCAGAGGUCCGCCAUGCGCUCCGCCAUCAACAUCCUGCUGGCGAGCCUGGCGUUUGCGGACAUGAUGCUGGCCAUCCUGAACAUGCCCUUUGCUCUGGUUACCGUUGUUACUACACACUGGAUCUUUGGAGACGUUUUCUGUCGAGUGUCGGCCAUGCUUUUUUGGUUCUUUGUGAUUGAGGGCGUGGCUAUACUGCUUAUAAUAAGCAUAGAUCGUUUUCUUAUUAUUGUCCAGAAACAAGACAAGCUGAGCCCACGCAGAGCCAAAGGGCUCAUAGUGGUCACCUGGGGACUCGCUUUCAUUUUCUCCUUCCCACUGGCUGUUGGUUACCCGUCCCUCGAGAUCCCCUCCAGGGCUCCUCAGUGUGUGUUCGGCUACAGCAGCGAGCCUGGUUACCACGCCUACGUGUUGAUACUAAUGCUAGUCUUCUUCUUCAUCCCCUUCAUGGUCAUGCUGUACACGUUCAUGGGGAUCCUGAACACCAUCCGCCACAAUGCAAUCCGCAUCCACAGCCACCCAGACAGCAUCUGUCUGAGCCAGGCCAGCAAACUGGGCCUGAUGAGCCUGCAGAAGCCCUUCCAGAUGAACAUAGACAUGAGCUUCAAGACCCGUGCCUUCACCACCAUCCUCAUCCUCUUCUCCGUGUUUACAGUGUGCUGGGCACCCUUCACUGCCUACAGUCUGGUCACGACCUUCAGCAGUGGGUUCUAUCAUAAAGACAACUUUUUUCAAAUCAGCACGUGGCUCCUUUGGUUGUGCUACCUCAAGUCGGCCCUCAACCCUCUCAUUUACUACUGGCGGAUCAAGAAGUUCCGUGACGCCUGCCUUGAUCUGAUGCCCAAGUACUUCAAGUUUCUUCCUCAGCUGCCAGGCCACACAAAGAGGCGUAUACAGCCGAGCGCUGUGUAUGUGUGUGGAGAGCACCGCUCUGUGGUUUAAAGGAAAAAUCCACCCUUUAAUACUUAAAUACUGUUAAAACAAACAAAAACGGCUGCUUGCAGCGCGUUCUGAUGGCUCAGUGGCUUGUAUCAUAUAACCACAGUGUCCUGGUUUCGAAUCCAGCCGGGACCUUUGUCACAUCUCAUUCUUUUUCCAGUCUCUUUUCACUGCAUCCUUAAGGGAAGGAAAAACGCAACAAUAAUACAAAGUUACAAAAAAAAUAAACAGCUCUUGGCGAUGUGCCUUGCAUUUCUGGGCCCAUUUUGUUGUUUUCUGAUUUUUUUUUUUUUUUUUUUUUUUUUUUUUUUAAAUCAAACAGAUAUCUGGCCAAACAUAAACUAGAGCUGAACAUGGUUCCAAAUUUUCCAGCCCAUCUCAACUUUUGGCCUUGAAAAAAUUAACAUAGUUAGCAUGAAAAGUUCUGCCCAAACCAAAGCAGAAAAUGAAUGAUAAUGGUUUAGAUAACAGCCUGAGCUCCAGUGGGACGUAAAAUAGGCCUGAAUUAAUUUCUCCAUUAGAUGAUGAUCUCACGCUAAACAAGAUAUUCCCCCUCAUGAUGCUAUAGGCUUGUAUAUCGUUUGACACAAAAGAGGAGAGGAGUCUCAUUCCUGGACAAAACAGACUGUUAUAAUAAAAUAGGCUCCUGUCUAUAAUAAAUAACUAUAGAGACAGCAUAGCUUAUUGUAAGUUGUAACAUAUUUUAUCAGAUGCGUCAACAGCUGGUGGGGGGCUAAAGGGUUAACUGUGCUGCUCUUUGGCUCUUCUGGUUCAUCAAAUACAAACUGAAAAAAUAAAAAGGUCAGGCCCAACCUGAACCAAGCAAUUAAACCAGGAAUAAAGCUUGAACUCUAUCAAACCCAUUGGGUCUCAUAAGAUUUGGAGACAGAGUUGGAAACGUUGGACACUUUUCUGCUUUCAAGAUACGCCUCUCUUUGGCCAUCUUCACUAUCUGAACAAUCUGGAAGUGUCUUAGAGGCUUGUUACACCGGUGAUCUGUUGAUGAAAUAAAGGCUAACAUUUUUUGUUUAAUCCAAAGUGGCAUCACUCAUUCGAUUUGCUGAAGCUCACUGCAAGUUUGCAAACUUUCAUUAAAACUACCUAGCUGCUAGGUUUCCCCUCUUUCGCUCGCAUCGCGCUCUGUUAGAAACAGGUGUAAAUGUCAAGCUCAAACAAAGACAACGUAAUGGUACCUCUGUAUAUUUCUAAUGCAGCUACAGAGGAAUUUAAUAGCAGUGUCAGUCCCUGGAAGCAAAGAGCAAUGGCCUCUGUCUAGACUCACCAUUUUGCACAAUUAUAGAGUACGACAUCGUAGAGGAGGCAGAGAGGAGUUUUCUGUACUAGAAGAACACGUCUUACUUUUACUAUCCUUAUCGCUGUUGCUCUGUCCGCCUCCAGACACUGCUGAGUGGAUUACGUUGUCACUCCUCUGAGGUAGGGCUGGGCAAUAAAUCAAGCAAAUGGGUGAAUGCCAGUUGAUGUUUUAAAUUGAUGCGAUGAACAGCUUAAUUGUAAAUUGAGAUUUUGACUAUGUAUGUCAUAACAUGGGGAACCCCACCUGCUGAGCACUCCAAAACAAGCCCCAGUUUGAACGUGCAUGCUCCAGAAAUACAUGUGCAAAUCACCAGUCACAUGAUCACGCAUCAUGAGUCUUGAAAAGUUUGAAAAAAAAAGAGAGAGAGAGAGACUUGGGGGGAAAACGAGUUGAGACUGUGAAAAAGAGACUUUAUUUUUUGGCUUUAUCGCCCAGUCCCACUUUGAGGGCUGUCAAAGGGCAUCCUGGGAAAUGUGAGCUAUUACUGACCGAAAUACAAGAGGACGAGGCAGGUUGAGAGGAAGUAGGGCACCCAAAAAAAGAAGUUAAAAGAACCACUUCAUGAAAUAACUCAAAAAUCACAAAUUGAUUUUUUUUCUUUUUUUUUUUUUUUUCUAUAUGAUGUAACGGUGUGAAAGUAUCCAAGGGUGGAUUUCUGCUUUAAUCCUGGACUGGGAGGACAGGUUCCCUCUUCACUGCCACUGGACUUUGUUCGACCAUAACUCCAGUCUUCUCUCAUCACUGAAACCAUGAGUCGUGGGAAACGACAGUAUGUUUUCGCUAUGUAGAAUUUAUUUUACAAGGCAUGUAUAUGAACAGCUUCUAUGGAAUUUGAAUAUGGCCAGAUAACGGCCACAACACAUUUGAACGUGUAUUUCUAUUUAAAUGUUUUGGAUGUGCCUAUUGAUUAGUCUAUUUGCCAGUAAGAAUGCUGCUAUUUCUGGUGAAAAUGUGCAAUUUCAGUGUACUGUACCUCUGUUGAAUGUAAUAAAAAAAAUAGACAUUU
Molecule: messenger RNA, 4150 nt
Organism: Myripristis murdjan (pinecone soldierfish)
Lineage: Eukaryota; Metazoa; Chordata; Actinopteri; Holocentriformes; Holocentridae
Gene: gpr63
Product: G protein-coupled receptor 63
Exons: 2
Coding region: 600-1832 (410 amino acids)
Biological process (GO): G protein-coupled receptor signaling pathway
Cellular component (GO): membrane
Molecular function (GO): G protein-coupled receptor activity
Source: RefSeq, a predicted model, not a curated record